Messenger RNA from Daphnia carinata, 1132 nucleotides. Its product is annotated as allatostatin-A receptor-like. Gene Ontology annotation, biological process: neuropeptide signaling pathway. Gene Ontology annotation, molecular function: G protein-coupled peptide receptor activity. The transcript is spliced from 4 exons. Bases 8 to 1108 code for a protein of 366 amino acids. NCBI's taxonomy places the organism in Eukaryota, Metazoa, Arthropoda, Branchiopoda, Diplostraca, Daphniidae. The record is from RefSeq and is a predicted model, not a curated record. Gene Ontology annotation, cellular component: membrane.
AAGAUCCAUGGAAAAUUUGAUGCUUCGAAUCGGCGUUGGAAUCGGCGAUGGAAUCGAAUUCUCAGACAAUCCGGACCUUCUAAUUUCGCUGGAUCUUCGAUGCGGCCUGUGUAACGACUCGCGCGAUGCCGCCUUGUCUCCAAUUGCAAACCACAGUUCCGAAGAUGAUUGCAAGUCAAACUACUCUAGUCCGCAUUUUACUAUGCAACACAUCAUUUCAAUAGUGGUUCCCAUUAUUUUUGGAGUGAUUGCCAUACUUGGUUUCAUUGGAAAUGCUCUUGUUGUUGUGGUGGUUGUCGCCAAUCAGCAGAUGCGUAGCACAACGAACCUACUCAUCAUCAAUUUAGCACUGGCUGACCUUUUGUUUAUUGUGUUUUGCGUUCCCUUUACCGCCUCCGAUUACGCAUUGCCAUUUUGGCCCUUCGGCGAAGUUUGGUGCAAAAUUGUACAAUAUCUGGUUAUUGUGACCGCAUACGCCAGCGUGUAUACGCUAGUCCUGAUGUCACUUGAUCGUUAUUUAGCUGUCGUUCAUCCAUUCACUUCAAAGUCUAUUCGAACGAAAGCCAACACUUUUUGGGCCAUUGCUGUCACCUGGGUAGUUAUAUUUGCGGCGUGUGUUCCAUUACUCAUGGCGCACGGGCAAGUUGUUUACGUCUUUGAUGACGAACAAUAUUCCUUAUGCCAAUUUUUGCAAAAGGAAGGAUGGAGUCAUCACGUGUUUCAGAGCACCUUUUUUGCAACAUCUUACGCAAUCCCACUGUUGCUGAUUUGCGCGUUGUACAUUAGCAUGCUCUUACGAUUAUGGAGAAAGGAAGCUCCAGUAGGGCGUGCUUCGGCUGAAGUCCAACGUGGUAAGAAAUUACGUGUUACCCGCAUGGUAUGCAUAGUAGUCGGCAGUUUUGCCUUGUGUUGGUUUCCCAUUCAACUGUUUCUCGUUUUGAAGAGUUUGGCCUUGUUUGAAAUCACACCUUUCACUGUUAUGAUACAAAUCAGUUCCCACAUAUUGGCCUAUAUGAGUUCGUGUGUAAAUCCUUUUCUGUAUGCGUUUAUAUCUGAUAAUUUUCGGAAAGCCUUCCGUAAAAUUGUUUACUGCCCUAGGAAAGAUUGAUGUUGGAAAUGUCCCUCAUGAGUA